Molecule: messenger RNA, 7878 nt
Organism: Blepharisma stoltei
Lineage: Eukaryota; Ciliophora; Heterotrichea; Heterotrichida; Blepharismidae
Source: the annotation of a GenBank genome assembly
AUGAUAGAAAAUGCGCUAUUAUUUGGAAUACUCAUCUGUGGAAUAUACCCAUCAUUAUUGUCAGCAAUUUAUGUCUCAGUUGCUUUUGCAUAUUUCUUUGAUGUUGCAUUUCUAAAAAAGAACAAACACAAAAUUUAUAUGGGUAUUAAAUAUAGGAAAUUCCCGAUGAUGGCGCUCAAUGUGCCAUCAUCGGCAACGUGUUUUAAGGGUACACGCUGGUAAUAGGUUCCACAUGUGGAGCCCUUUUUGACACGUGGAGAAUCCUCACUUUCACGUGCCAAAAGGGCUCCACACGUGGAACCCAUUUCCAGUGUGGACCCUGAACUUUAGUUGCCCGAUAAUGGCGCUCAAUGCACCAUCAUCGGGCAACUUGUAUAAUUAAUUAAAUGGCUUUGAAAUUUUAAUUCAAUGUUUAUUAUUUUAUUUGUUUAAUUUUUCAACAAUAUUUUCGCACACUUCUGUUUAUUCGAAUUAGGCUUUAUCCAUCAAAUUUGAUUUUUUAUUUUUCUAAAGCACCAAUUUAUAAAGGUCUAAUUGGAUACUCUUUUAUAGUGAUUAUAUGGAAAUUUUUGGCAAUAAUAAUUUUCUAUUCUGAUAAGAAUUCAGAAUUAUUUAAGGGAAAUGAUGAAUUAUUAAAAGUUUUUGGAAUUUUUUUAUCAAACCAUGCAUAUUUCGACUCUGAUGCAGCUUUAACUAUAUUUCCAGAUCUAUCAGUUCUGCUUGCCACAAUAUUUUUAGUUAAAUACACAAAGAAAUACGAUUUAUGAGUUAAAAAGAAAAUUCUAGAUUUGCAUGACAAGCAAGAGACUAGUGAAGAGUUAGGAGUUCUUACUGAUUCCCCAAUGGAAAGGAAAAAAAUAUAUACUCUUUUUUAUAACCGAAAAACACUGCUUUGUGGUCUGGUGUACUAUCAUAGGAGCUGCCUUUAUGGACUACUGCAACAAUUUGUGUAUUUUCUUCCAGAUAUUAAAGAAUCAUAGACUUUUAAGGAUAAUAAAUGCUGUUUAGCCUAGUGCACCAUACCACCCAAACAGUGUUUUUCGGCUAUAUUUAAAAGUAUAUCAUUUUUUUGAAAAAUUAUAGCUUAUUUAAACUAUUUAUUGGAACUGUUUAGCGUUUGAAUAACUUUUCUAAUACUUUUUUUGAUUAUGCUCUUAUCUGACUUAAACUUUAUCAACUUUGGCAGAUUUUUUAUUAUUUGCUACUUUUUAUCAUAUUUAAUGAUUAAAAUGCAGAAAACUAUAAAUAAUUCAUUGAGGCAAGUUUUUGUAAAGUGAAAAUUCCUCACAAUUUAUAGCUUUUCAACAUUUGCCAUUAGGUAUCUCUAUCAAUUUUGUGGAUAUUUUUAUGAUAUUAAUAAUGAUAUUACUGGCAUUAUAGGAUUAGCAUCCUUUAGUGUUGACUCAUUUUAUAAAAUUAUGAUAUGUGAAUGCAUUAUUUUAUGCACACUAUUAUUUUUUUCAAAUAAUUAUCAAAAAAUUUCUAUGCAUGAAGAUGAACUAACUCGCUCUCUCUUUGGUUAUCAAACAAACUGUUAGAUAAAUCCUUAUUUUUUGCAUAUUAAAUUAAAACACUUUUACUUGCCAAAAAUUCUUUAUUUUUUAAACCUGAAAAAAAUUAUUGGUUAAAUGAUUAAUAAAACAAUUUAACCUUUGGCUAUCGUGAUGAAAUUUUUGCUCAGUGACGAAGGGAAGGUAAGCCCUAUUUAUUCUUGAAUUAAAUCUAUAGAAGUAAAAGAGGUAAAUUUGGUAAAAUUAUUUGCUUCUUUAGGUAAGCAUUUCAAUUUACUGCUCUUUUUGGUAAUUUUUCUUAUUUCAAUUUUCAGAAGGCUUUCGAUAUCAAUGCUGGUCUAUUUAUUUUUUAUUGGAAGAUAUUGUAUGAAAAUAUGCUAUGAGUAUUGCAAAAAUAUAGAAAAUGAAAUAGAAAAAGAUUACAGUAAAGAUUUACUUAUAAGGUUAAAACUAUGACUUCAGCUAUUUUAUUUGACCAUAAUCUGCAUUUUGAUAUCAUAUUUAAGUUUUAUUAUAAAUUUCACAGAUUUUGGAGAAGGUUUUCUUGAAUAUGCACAGUGAUUUUAUUUUUUAUUUGGCUUUAGUGUGGCUCCUGAUGAUGAUCUUUUGAUAUGCCGAUUGCAGAUGAAUGAUAUCUAUAUAAAGCAUAAAAAUACUUGAAAUUAUUUAUAAUGUUUCUCUUCAAAUACCAUCGCAAAUACAGUCAAAUUAUAUAGCUCAAAAUUAUGAGUAUAUUUGCAUUUUGAUUUCAUUAAUUAUAGAAAAAUUAUGUAUUGAAGCCCUGCAAAAUAAUGAAUCUAGAAGUGCACUUCAUAGUGAAUCUUACUGAAAACUGUUAUCUCUUCUAAAACUUUUCGCUGACUCCCCCCUUUAAAUUGGAACUAAAAAUUUUUUCCAAUUUAAAGGGGGGUUAAGAAAAUGUUUUAAAAAAAAAAUCAUUAUAAAAUUUUUUAUAAAAAAAAAAACAAUUAUAUAAAAUUUAAAACAAAAAAAAUUUCAAAAAAUUUAUCGAAUUAGAUUUAUAAAUUUUGUUUAAUAAAAUGCUAUUUACUCUUUAUCCUUCAAAAUAAAGCAAGAUAUAACUAAAAUAUUAUUAUUAAUUAAUACGCCACUAUUAAUUGGCAUCAAAACUAUAUUUACACAAAAAUUAUUAUUUUUAUUGAUAAAAAAAAAUUAAAAAAAAAAAAUUUAGAAAAUUUAUCGGUCAAAGUGCUAAUUUUGUUUAAAUAAGAUGUUAUUUAUACUCUAUUCUUUGAAAUAAAGCAAGAGAUAAGUAAAUUUUGAAUUUUUGUAAAGAAUUCGUAUUGAAUUUAUAUCAAAGCUAUUUAAAUAAAAAAUAUCAUUUUUAUCAAAAAAAAUAAAAUUUUUUUCGAAAAUAUUUUAAAAAAAAAAAAUUAAAUUUUUUAAAAAUUUACAAUUAAGGAUAAUAAAUUUAUUCAAAUAAAAUGCUUUUUAUACUCUAUUCUAUAAACAAGAGCAGGAUAAAACUAAAUUUUUAAUUUUAGUUAAGAAGAAACAUUGAAAUUAUAUCAAAACUUUUUACAUAUAAAAAUUAUGAUUUAUAUAUAUAAAAUUUUUUAUUAUAAAAUUAAAUUUUGUUCCAAUUUAAAGGGCGGUUAAUUUACCAAAAAAGUGGAAAUUUUACCUAUAUUUUGUUCCAAUUUAAAAGGGGGGGGAGUGAGGCGAUCGUACCAGCAAUGCUAUUAACAAUAGCUUUUGCUAGGAUUACUUUUAUAAGUAUUAUUUAUGUUUUCACAGUGAUUUAUAUGAUAUUUUCAGCUACUCCAGAUAUACGAGCUAAAAUUUCCAAUAAAGUAGUUGUUUUUAUGAUAUGGCUUGAAUACAUACUUUAUCUUACCAAUUUAGGAGACGAUUCUCCGAUUCCCGUGCCAAAGAUAAAAGGAAACCCUAUACCUUGAAUAAAAGAAAUAAACUGAAACUCUGAUUACCCAGAAUUUUUAAAUGUUGGGGUGGAUUUUAGCCAAGUUAAAAAAACAUUUGGAGAAUUGUUUUUGCUUAUAGUUAUUCAAGCUUAUUUUAUUUAUUUAUCUAAUCUUGGCACAGAGUUGCAGGUAUUGCCAUUAGACAGAGCAAUGAGCAGAACAUCAAAAUUAUCUAUGAAAAUUUUGAUUUUUAUAAAAAAUGUUAUAUAUUCAAGCUGCCAUUAUUUUUCUCUUUUUAUUAGUCUUUUAUUUGUAAUUCAAAGUCCUGGACUAAUCUCACUUGUUUUUUGUCUUUUUUGUUUAUUUUUUAUAUUCAAGGCAAAUGAUAUUUAUAAAUCUCAAGAAAAAUUUGAACAAUACAGACAAGCUUUCAAGAAUUACUUAAUUAUUUUUAUAAUUAUUGAGUUAACACUUCAAAUAAUUUAUCAAAUUCCUUUGCAUUCAUUUUCUCCCACUAAACAGGGUAUUUUGUUUCCCCAAGGCUCUCCUGUAGAUGGGUGAGACAGAUUUAGCCUGCCACAUGGUCUUUCCUUAUCGGAACAUUGGGCUAUUCCAGAUAGUAGUUCUAUUCUAUGGAUCUAAUCUCCAGGAUAGAUAAUUAAAAGUCAGAAAUUCAAGAGGCUAGCCCUUCCAUUUCCUCCUUUGAACUCCGAGAUAUUGGAGACUGAUUUUGGAAUUGAGAAAAGGCUUAAAAUCAACUUAUUACAGGUCUUGGCUUGCUCGUCUAUUGGUAACGCAGUCACCAAGGAUCUUCAGAGAGAUUCAACCUCUUUGCAACGUCAAAAAGUAGAACUUCUUCGAGUAAGAUGACUCACCAGGUGAUUAUCGGCUCGAAAACUACCUUUCCUCUUCUUCACCACGUGACGUCAAUGCACCUGUGAAAUAGAACUCUAUGUCUUCGCUCAUCCUUACCUUUUCGGCUUCAGUAUUGAGUGGGAAGGCUAUGAACUUCUGUGGUAUGCUGUUUAGGUCGAGCUAAAGUUGUUCGCACAAGAUUCCCAAAAAUGAAUUUCUGGCAAACUAUCGGUAAAAGGGAAAAAUUCAAAACCUGGUGCGUAACUCCCACGUUGCCUUAAUGAUUUAUAAAUUGCUUUUAAACGCUUCUGAGCUUCCCUUUCAAACUAUGGACCCUCCGUUUCCCUCGUGUAAAAUCAAAUCCUGAAAGCGGGCCAGAACUAGGCUCUGUGCAUUAUCAGAAUUGCUUAUCUUGUAUAGUUGUACAGUUCUGGGUUCGCAAAGCCUUGCCACAUAUAAAUAGUAUGUGUUUGAGGCUGCAUUGCCGGAGGCAAUGCCCGGGCCGAGACGCUAUUUUAUUUAUGGAGCCGAGAGAAGGCAACCAUGAUCAGCAGUUAACUUCCUUAUAGCAUCAACAUAACUUAACUUUGCAUUCAUAUUAUCCCUCUGUUUUCAAAGAAAUAUUGGAGGCGUUUGGAUUGGUACAGUUGUGGAGUGCAGGAGAGUCUGGGAUUGGAAGUACUAAUAUACAGAGAAAAAGAAUAUUUCUUAAGGUCUAUUCAUUCGGACUGUUACUUCUUGCUUAUAGAAUUAUGAAGAAUUCUGAUUUUCAAGUUUAUAUUAAUAAAAAAAGAGAAAAAUUCAAUGGAAAGGCAAUAUUAAUUGGAAUUAAAAUGGCUCAAAAAUUCAAUGACAAGAGGGUGAGAAAAAAUAAUCAAUAUAUUGCCAAAAAAGAAAAAUUCGAAAAUGAACUGAGAAAAUUAGAUUAUAUGAUCAAUUCAUGAAAUAAUAUUUUCUAUGGAAAUGAAUCUGGAAGAGUAAAGAUAGAAAGGUCUAAAACAAUCAACCAGGAGGCAAUAGAUAUGAAUGCUGAGCUGAAAAUAGAUGCAAAGCGAAAGUUUGAAAAAUUUUUGCUUUAUUUUAUUAAUGAAGUACUUUUUGAAAAAUUUAUAAAUUCUCUGUAUCAUGAACCUUCAGUGUCUAAUAAUGAUGAAAGUGUUUCGUGUGAGUCAGUAGCAGAAGAGAGGUCGCUUUAUGAAAUCAAUUUUUCAAUUGAAGAAUCAUCUGAGAAUGAUUUCGAAAAAAAUAAGAUUUUUCAAAUGAAAUUCAAAGAUUAUUUUAUAGCUAUCCUUUUGGGAAUUCUGAGCAACACAGAAAGCAUUGUUUAUUUCAUGUUUAUAAUGAAUCAUAUAAUUUAUGCAAGCCUUGAAUCAAUAGUUUUCCCUCUCUCUAUUUUUGCUUAUGCAUUAUUAGAAUAUCCUCGGCCUCGUCCUAUAUAUUUCCGAAUAAUGACAUUGUAUGCCCAAUUAGUAAUUAUUAUUAAAUACAUCUUCCAACUUUCUCUUUGAAAGCUUUUAUUUGGUGAUGAUGUCUUUAAAACUUACUAUGACACUGGAAAAAUAGGUUUCAACUUAGCAAGUAAUACAUAUAGUGAAAAUUUGAUUAAUUAUGUCAUUUUAGAUGCCUUAUGCAUGCUUGCUCUUUAUGCACAUGAAUAUUAUUUAAUGAGAACAGGACUAAGUGAGCGAAGCGAAACUGAGAUUGAGUCUUUGGAAGAAGCUUAUGCUAGAAAUUCUCUUGAAUAUCCUGACAUGCCAAUAAUUCAUAUAGACGAAAACCAAGGAUUUUUUAAAAAAAUCAUAUUAAAACUCAACCUGUUUUUGCAGCGUUUAACACCUUAUAAUAAAGAUGAAAAACCUGGAAUUGACUUGUACACACCUAUAAUUCUUAUACAAUUAUGAAUAUUUAUAUAUCUUUUGUUUUUCUUUUCAAAAAUGGACUGAAAUUAUAGUAGCGCUUCAAAUGUUUUUGUGUAAGUUUAACAUAGGACGAAUUCUUUCCCCGGAAGAAUGGUUGUAGCUCUUUUAUUUCAUUUAUUUAUUAUGCUUUUAGAUCGAUUUUUAUAUUUAAAAAGUACAAAGAAAGAAGUUGAAAUAUAUAUUGAUCAAAUAAAUAUUGGAUGAGAGUGAAGAUCAGUAGGGAGAUUUUCUUUGCAUAUUCUUUUAGUUUUAACUGUUCAUGCACUGGUCUUCUGGUAUUUCCCUAUCAAUGGAAACAAUGGAAUGUCAGGGACUCCAUACUGCCUAAACUUAUUUGAAGAAAAGCAUUGCAAUAAUUUUCAAGUCAAUUUUGCAUUACAAUGGUUUUAUAUUUUUUAUGUCAUUUAUUUUAUUUUAGUUACUUUGCAGUUUCAAGUCGGUCUUCCAAGUUUGAGAGAAGUUUCUUUUCCAUUGAUGAGGCAUACCGAUAAAACUUCCAAUAUUUUUUUUAAGAUAUAUAGAGGCCUGCCAUUUGUAUUUGAAUUAAGAACUGUUAUAGAUUGAUCUUUAACAAAAACUUCUUUGGUUUUUUUUGAUUGAUUAAGAUUUGAAGAUAUAAAUGCACAGCUGUACCAAAACCAAUGCGAUGCUGAAAGUAAUAAGUCACAUAUAAAAGGGCAAACUAUAGGGAUUUUUUCUAAAAUUUUCAUUGGCGGAUGUGUCAUUUUAUUUAUCUUAGCAAGCAUUUUCGCACCUUUGAUUAUUUUCAGCUCUUUAAAUCCGAUCAUAUAUGAAAAUUCUGUAAAAAAGAUGAGCAUCGAGAUCGGAAUAGUGACAGUUAACAAUAACUAUUAUAAUAUUUUUACAGGAUCAAAAGCAUCAAUAUUGAAACACAUCACAUCUAAAGAGUGAAGCGAAUUAAAUUUCAAUUCAUUGAAUGAUGUAGUCGCUACUGAAAAAGAUAUAACACAAAUAAUCCAAUUAGAAACCAUCCCAGAUAAUUUUUGGAUAAUAUCCCCAACCGCAAAAAAAUUAUUAUGCACUUCAUUAACGUCUUAUAAUUCCUCUUUCCCUGAUUAUUAUUUGCAAGCAAUUUAUAGUUUUGAAAGAAAAUACCCAGCUUCUCAAACCCAAGUCCAGAAUAAUAAAAAGAAAAAAUUAACAAAUGACCAAGUUCAUGCCUUAGCAAAUAUAAUAUGCAAUAAUAGUAAUGAAACUUUUAGCUGCCCAAAAUGUUUUCCUGAAGUUAUUAUGAUUCAGAGUGCAGGAGACGCAAUUUCACCAUCAUUUAUUACAGACACAGAUUAUUAUUUGCAGUUAGAUAUGAAAUAUGCAGGUAAUUCAAGCUAUUGAGAGGCUGGGUUUUGAUGAAAUGGAAAUUUCAAUGGCUUGAAAUUUUAUGUGAUUUCAAAUAAUUAUAGCCCUGUCACUUUGAAUUUCUCAUUGAUUACGUUCUAUAUAUCAGUUGUGCUUUUAAUAGGAAGGAUUUUAAGGUCGAUUGUGUCUGGAUUGGCACAAAAUAUUGUUAUGACGGUGAUGCCAAAUCCUAAACCGCUAAUUAAUCUUUGUGAAGGGAUUUACGUAAGCAGAAUCACCGGAGAUUUAGAGAGAGAAGAUGAAUUAUAUCACGAGUUGAUUGAUAUAGCAAGAUCCCCAGAAAUCAUAAAAAUAAUCACUGGCAGGUCUUCUAUCAAAAACAAAAAUGAGUAA